Molecule: messenger RNA, 1677 nt
Organism: Fusarium subglutinans
Lineage: Eukaryota; Fungi; Ascomycota; Sordariomycetes; Hypocreales; Nectriaceae
Product: GAL4-like transcriptional activator
Exons: 6
Coding region: 1-1677 (558 amino acids)
Biological process (GO): positive regulation of transcription by RNA polymerase II
Molecular function (GO): DNA-binding transcription factor activity, RNA polymerase II-specific; sequence-specific DNA binding; zinc ion binding
Source: RefSeq, a predicted model, not a curated record
AUGCCACGUCCGAGUUUCUCUCACAACCCGCUUUUGAGGGUGUCAAGGCCAGUGUCCGCUUGCUCUCGGUGCCGCGCUGCCAAAGUCAAGUGUGAUGGCAAACUACCGGCUUGUACAGCCUGCGAAAAGGCUGGUCGUUCAAAUGAGUGUUCAGCAGCAAACGACCAGUUCGCUCGAGGCAAGGAGAGAAGUUACGUGGCGGCCUUGGAAUUACGCAUAGAGAAGCUUGAAAAACGGCUUCAGUUUGCAAAAUCACGCAAGGCAUCCGUUGCACUCCAUGAUACGGAUGCAUCGGCCUUUAAUGUGCAACAGAUGGACCGUAGAGACUCUCUGGCGCUCAUUCGCGCCGCUAUACAUCGCAAAGCGGCGCAAAAGCGGGAGACUUCUGAUGUCAACUCUCUUGUAUCCGACUUUGGCUUUCUACUUGUCUUGGCGGCAACCACGAACGAUGCCCUUCCAGAGUCUGACCAAGCCCGCUUGCCUCCAAGGCAAACUGCCCAUGUGCUAGUCCAGCAUUACAUGGACAACGUCUAUUCGUUGUUCCCCUGCUUUUCGGAAACCUCACUUUUAACUGCUCUUGACGACAUAUAUCAAGAAGAUACCCGGACUAUCAAAGACUCGGACUACUGGAUGGUGUACAUGGUCCUUGCCAUUGGCUCUACAGCCCAAAGCAAACGUAGCCAGGACACACACUAUCUUACUGGCCUCGAGUAUGCGUCCAGAGCUAUGAAUCAUGCUGAUGGCGCUCUCACCCCUGGAUACGUGACGCAAAUCCAGUCGCUUCUUCUUUUGACGCAUGCCAUCAGUAUGGUCCAUGCGCGGACGUUCUCGUUUACUGAUGACACUGUUAAUGUCGCCUUUCCUCAGGCAUCUAAUAACGGUAGAAAGAGUUCUGCGUCAGGUCCCAUCACCGGUCCCCGGCCCGCAGACCCUGCUCUGCUGCUCUUUCAACUCCGGCGAGCGCAAUCCCAUUGGUAUCAGGAGUUGUACCAAUCAGGUUCGGUCCCUCUGCAGGAUCCAAUCUCCUAUAUUUGGAAAAUGUGUCUUGAUAUGCGCGAAUGGCAAGACACUCUGCCUACAAAUCUGGCCCCUGAAAUCAGACAAUUGUUCGACCAGGAGCUGAGGUAUAGCUACGUCUACUGUAUUGCGCCCUCGGCGAGGGCACCCAGCAUCACCGACUAUAACCGUAUCCUGAUUUUUGAACACUCGAUGGCCUACCUUGACACUGUCCACGAGAUAGCACAUGGUGCACAAAAUUCCGGGUUCUAUACAUACCAUGACGUGUUGAGGGUCUAUUUUAUGGCGAAUCAGUUCCUCGCGGUUCUAAGAGAUGCAGAAGAUAUGCUUCUUUCGGGAAUGCCGGUUCCAAUUCCAAUUUCUCGUCCGGGUGCUGCACCUGCCCCUCCUCUCCCAAGACGAUUGCAACCCCAAGGAAUGAAUGGAGAGGAUAACCUUGAUCGCAGCUUGAGGUGUCUCGAUAAGGUCUCACAGACAUUAGAUACCUAUGGAGACCGUUGGGCAGAUGCCUCAACCUGGAGAGAAAGCUUUGGUAUGAUAUCCCAGGAAAUGGUGGACCGACUUUCGAGGCGAAGGCAAGCACGUGAUACUGCUAGAGAACAGUACCAAUUACAGUAUCAGGGCAGAGGUAUACCACCCCAAACUCAGGCUGGUUUUUAA